UUCAGUGACUUCAAGUCUUCAGCAUAACCUACAAAUUAUAAAGAAUUAAGAUUAUUGCAUUAUUAAGGAUUACUCAUUGUGACGAAAGGAAAUCGAAUAUAAUUUGUCACAAAUUUUAAUUAAUAUGAAUCAAGCUGAGGUCGCUAAGUUAGUUUCUAAGUUAAGAAUAAAAAUACCAGCUCAACCCCGGAAGCUGAGAAACUCACAGGGUCCUGAAGGUAGAUUAAAUAAAUUACGUAAAACGGUGACUGGUUUAAUAAAACAUGAACGUAUCGAGUUAAAUUACAACAGAGCAGAUGAAGCCAGACAGUACGCAGAGAGGCUCAUUUCGGACGCUAUCAGAUAUGGCGAUUGCCAUAAACCGACUAUGGAAAUUGCGGACUACUGGCUUCUAGAGAAAGAAUUGGUGCAUAAACUUUUCAAAGUUCUGGUACCAAGAUAUGAAAAUUUUGAUAAGUCUUAUACCAGGAUGCACAAGGCGCCACGGGCUAUGAAUGUGAGGAAUCAGGACAAAGCUGUUUUAGAGCUACGAGGAAAUCCAUACCCUAGUUUGAUUAACAAACAUGGCAACAACAGGCAACUGAUACAGAAUAUACUGCUUGAUGCAGCUAAAUAUGAUUACCGUCAGUCAAAAUACUUGGAAAUGGCAGAAAAGAUAGGCAAAAGUGACGAGCAGGGUGCAAAUACUAAAGUUGAGUCAGCACAAGAAAUUGGCAAUAAAAAUUAAGAGUAUUUUGUUGUAUAUAGUUAUUGUGUAGCAUUUGAAUAUUAUAUAAGAUUUGUCUGUA
Messenger RNA from Leguminivora glycinivorella, 788 nucleotides. It is a transcript of the gene mRpL17, whose product is annotated as 39S ribosomal protein L17, mitochondrial. The record is from RefSeq and is a predicted model, not a curated record. NCBI's taxonomy places the organism in Eukaryota, Metazoa, Arthropoda, Insecta, Lepidoptera, Tortricidae. Bases 125 to 727 code for a protein of 200 amino acids. Gene Ontology annotation, biological process: translation. Gene Ontology annotation, cellular component: ribosome; mitochondrial large ribosomal subunit. The transcript is spliced from 2 exons. Gene Ontology annotation, molecular function: structural constituent of ribosome.